AUGUGCAGCUCUCGACGUGACGAGCCCUCCGGCUCGACCAAUAUCCACGGCCGCGAGGUCCUGCCUACCAAUGUCAAGCCAGUGCACUACGACUUGACCUUGGAGCCGGACUUUGAGACCUUCAAAUAUAAUGGAACUGUCACCAUCGACCUCCAGGUCAAUGAGGACACCGACUUUGUCUCUCUUAACUCCAACGAGAUCGAAAUCCACAGUGCUACCAUUCGCUCCAAUGGCUCUGUCAUCGAGUCAAAGCCCGAGAUCAUUGUCAACAAGGAUACCCAGGUCGCUACCGUCCAGUUCAAGCAGGCUCUCGCCACCGGUGCCGAUGCCCAGCUGACCCUCACCUUCACUGGUAUUUUGAAUGACAACAUGGCUGGUUUCUACCGGUCUUCAUACAAGAAGGAUGGCAAGACCGAGUACAUCGCGUCAACUCAGAUGGAACCCACCGACUGCCGCCGUGCCUUCCCUUGCUUUGAUGAGCCCGCUCUCAAGGCCAAGUUCACGGUGACCCUGAUUGCCGAUAAGGAUAUGACCUGUCUGAGCAACAUGGAUGUUGCUUCCGAGACUGAUGUCAAGGAUGGUGCUAAGAAGGCCGUCAAGUUUAAUACCUCUCCCGUCAUGUCCACCUAUCUGGUUGCUUUCAUUGUGGGUCGCCUGAACUAUAUCGAGACCAAGAACUUCCGCGUCCCCAUCCGUGUCUACGCUACCCCGGAUCAGGAUAUUGAGCACGGUAGUUUCUCCCUCGAGCUUGCUGCCAAGACCCUGGCUUUCUACGAGAAGGCCUUUGAUAGUGAUUUCCCUCUGCCCAAGAUGGACAUGGUGGCCGUGCCCGAUUUCAGCGCCGGUGCCAUGGAGAACUGGGGUCUCAUUACCUACCGCAUUGUCGAUCUCCUGCUCGAUGAGAAGACUAGCGGUGCUUCUCGUAAGGAGCGCAUUGCCGAGACUGUCCAGCACGAAUUGGCCCACCAGUGGUUCGGUAACCUGGUGACCAUGGACUUCUGGGAUGGUCUGUGGCUCAAUGAGGGUUUCGCAACCUGGAUGUCCUGGUACUCCUGCAACGCCUUCUACCCCGAGUGGAAGGUCUGGCAGACCUAUGUCAUUGACAACCUGCAGAGUGCCUUGUCUCUUGACUCGCUGCGUUCUUCUCACCCUAUCGAGGUCCCCGUUAAGCGUGCCGAUGAGGUCAACCAAAUCUUCGAUGCCAUCUCUUACUCCAAGGGCUCCUCCGUGCUGCGCAUGAUCUCGAAGUACCUUGGUGAGGAUGUCUUCCUCCAGGGUGUUCGUGCUUACAUCAAGAAGCACGCCUACGGCAACACCGAGACUGGUGACCUGUGGUCCGCUCUGGCUGCCGCCAGUGGUAAGCCCGUCGAGUCUGUUAUGGACAUUUGGACCAAGAACGUCGGUUUCCCUGUCAUCAGUGUGACCGAGAACCCUGCUUCCUCUUCCAUUAGCCUGAAGCAGAACCGCUUCCUGCGUACCGGCGAUGUUCGCCCCGAGGAGGACCAGACUCUCUACCCUUGCAUGCUUGGCCUGCGUACCAAGGAGGGCGUUGAUGAGAACACUAUGUUGACUGACCGUGAGGCUGAGUUCAAGGUUCCCGACCUUGACUUCUUCAAGGUCAAUGCUGACCACUCUGGUCUUUACCGUACCUCUUACUCCCCCGAGCGCCUCGCUAAGCUCGGUCAGGCUGCCAAGGACGGGCUGCUGACCACCGAGGAUCGUGCUGGUAUGAUUGCCGACUCCGGUGCUCUGGCUUCCUCCGGUUACCAGAAGACCUCCGGUCUGCUCUCCCUGCUCAAGGGCCUCGACACCGAGACCGAGUUCAUCGUGUGGAACGAGAUGCUCACCCGCAUUGGUGUUCUCCGCGCUUCCUGGGUCUUUGAGGACAAGCAGAUCAAGGAUGCCCUCACUGCCUUCCAGCGUGAGCUGGUCUCUUCCAAGACCCACGAACUCGGCUGGGAGUUCUCCGAUAAGGAUGGUCACAUCCUCCAGCAGCUUAAGGCUCUCAUGUUCGGCUGUGCCGGUACCGCCGGUGACCCUGUUGUCGUCAAGGCUGCGCAGGACAUGUUUGCCCGCUUCGCUGCCGGCGACCACUCUGCCAUUCACCCCAACAUCCGUGGCAAUGUCUUCAGCAUUGUCCUGAAGUACGGUGGUGCCAAGGAGUACGACGCUAUUCUGAAGCGCUUCCGUGAGGCCCCUACCUCUGAUGAGAAGACUACUGCCCUCCGCUGCCUCGGUGUUGCCGAGGACCCGGCUCUCGUUCAGCGCACUCUUGCCCUUGCCAUGAGCGAGGAGGUCAGGAGCCAGGAUAUCUACAUGCCCCUGGCUGGUCUCCGUAACCACGUUACUGGUAUUGAAGCCCGCUGGGCCUGGUUGAAGGAGAACUGGGAUGCGAUCUACAAGCGUCUGCCUCCCUCGCUGGGCAUGCUGGGCACUGUUGUGCAGCUUUCUUCCUCCUCCUUCUGUACUGAGGCUCAGUUGAAGGAGGUCGAGGAGUUCUUCAGUGCCAAGGACACCAAGGGUUACGACCGUGCCGUCUCCCAGAGCUUGGACGCCAUCCGCGCCAAGGUCAACUGGCUGCAGCGUGACCGCGAGGAUGUCGAGUCCUGGUUGAAGAACAACCAGUACUUCCAGAGCAAGCUGUAA
Penicillium cataractarum is the source of this 2646-nucleotide messenger RNA. RefSeq names its product M1 family metallopeptidase. The record is from RefSeq and is a predicted model, not a curated record. Gene Ontology annotation, cellular component: cytoplasm. Gene Ontology annotation, molecular function: zinc ion binding; metalloaminopeptidase activity; peptide binding. Gene Ontology annotation, biological process: peptide catabolic process; proteolysis. Lineage: Eukaryota; Fungi; Ascomycota; Eurotiomycetes; Eurotiales; Aspergillaceae. The transcript has 3 exons. The coding region runs from base 1 to 2646 and encodes 881 amino acids.